CGAGGAUAAGUCUUAUAGUGUGUGUGGCACGUGGCUCAUAAUUUAUUCUUGAGCUAUCAGAAGUGGAAAUGGGGUGAAAAUUUUAUGAGAUAAUAUUCAGUGAAUGAGAUUUGUGAUUUGUUUGGUGAUUAAGUGUCAAGAAAUUUUUUCAUGGAUUACCCACCCUUCAAUUAAAAUGGAUUUUCUGGAAUACCGAAAUGUGGAAUUUGGAAACGCAAAAGAAGUCUCUGACAGACAAACAGAUUUUUUUCGCAAGAAAAAAAACUACUCUGUUUCCCAAAUCUGCCACAAUCAGAGCUCAGAUCAUGGAUCAAACUAAAGACAGCAUUUUGAGAUCCUUGCUAGAAAAUCAGAGAGUAGCAGUCUUCCCCACAUGGAAUUCUUAUGUGACUUCGUGUUUUCUUCAAUUGAGAAACAGUGCUAAUCAAUUAUCACAAGAAGCAUCUGAAGGUGCUGAAACUGAAAAACACGAUGCAGAUCAGGAAGAUAAUCAGGAUCAAGCAAGGGAUACCGACGACAUGCUGACGAUGGAGGCUGACAUGAAGGGGGGAAUUUUGCACGCCACAAUGCCCCCGCAUCACCCAUCAUCGUUGCACUCGCACAGUGGAUCACCGUAUGGUUCCCUGGGGCCGUUGAGCAUGAUGAACUUGGGGCAAUCGCAGCUGGCUCAGUCCCAGAUCACCCAUCAACCCCAUAUGGCGCACAUGGCGUCACAACACAACAAUAGUGCAGCCUCAGGGCUGAUGGGGAGUCAUCAGCAGCAUCAGGCCACUCACAAUGCUCACUCCUCGCCCCUCCAUGGUCAGCAACAGACAUCGGGUCUCAGCCCGAAUGCUACACAUCCUAGCCAACAGCAACAGCCCCCACAAACAAAUACGACGUCUGUUAUGGGUGGUGGGCAUCACAUUUCUGCCACUGGGCAGACCACAGGGCAUCCCCAUGGGGGUUUGUCGAGCAGUAACAACAACAACAAUACAUCAAGUAAGAAUCAGAAUGUUGAUCGCGUGAAACGCCCCAUGAAUGCAUUUAUGGUGUGGUCACGCGGCCAAAGACGUAAGAUGGCAUCAGAUAAUCCCAAGAUGCACAAUUCGGAGAUAUCAAAGAGAUUGGGGGCACAGUGGAAGGAUCUAUCGGAGUCAGAGAAGAGGCCAUUUAUCGAUGAGGCCAAACGGUUGAGGGCUGUGCACAUGAAGGAACAUCCUGAUUACAAAUACCGACCACGGAGGAAAACAAAAACUCUGACAAAGAACAAAGAGAAGUAUCCACUUGGAGUGGGAUCUCUGUUGCAAACUAGUGAUCCUAGCGCCAUUCGCAAUACGUCAACAAUAUCGGCAGUGCAGCAGGCUGCCGUCGCGAAUCGGGAUAUGUACCAAAUGCCACCGAAUGGGUACAUGCCCAAUGGGUACAUGAUGCACGAUCCGACGGCCUAUCAGUCUGCCCAGCACAAUGCCUAUAUGAGCAAUUACCACCGAUAUGACAUGGCUCAGAUGCACAAUGCCAGUAACAUCAAUUAUAUGGGAACGGGAGCUUAUGGAAUGUAUGGGACUGUAUCUGGAGGGCAGACUAGUCCGUAUCAGUCAGGCGGAGGCGGUAGUGGGAAUUCUGUGCAACAACCAGGAAGUCCCUACAGUGGCCUCUCACAACAGCAACCAGGUUCUCCUUAUGGUGGAAUGACCCAGCCCGGCUCCCAAAUGUCAUGCCAAAGUCAUAGUCCCAGCGAUACCAGUAUCAAAUCCGAACCUGUAUCACCAGGGCCAUUGCAUUCGGCUGCCCAGACAGCGGGGAAUAACAAUCUAAUGAAGCGCUCAAGUGACUAUCAACCAGAGAUUACGAAUCUCAUGACAAUGUAUGGGAUUUCGCAGGAUCCCAUGACCACAGCCGCUGUCGAACAUCAGCGGAGUCUAAUGUAUCAGCACAAUAGUGUCUCACCGGAUUUGCAGGCACAGCAACAGCAUCAGCAGCAAUCCCUGAGGACUAUGGCUCCGCUGGCGCAUAUGUGAGACCAGGCUACAAGUCUCCUCUAUCGCCAUCACCAUCAUCACCACCAAGAUAACUCACUGAUGGACAUCUCAUCCUUAUAAUCACAUGCAUCCAUGGUGCAGGAGGCAGGCACUGCUGCUACUUCUAGGGUGUCUUGUCAAUAUUUCAAACAUAUUUCCUUGUUGUCCAGACAAGAGGAAAUACCCUUAUCGUUAGAGUUGACUAACAAAAGGAGACUCCAGGAAAUCCCGUCGGGAAGUUUUGUCUGUGACACUCGAAAUAUUCCUGCAAACAAAGGGAUUCUCGAGUCUUCAAGUGAUUCAAUCAAAUCGUGUAUUUAAAAGCAUUGAUCGAUAUGAACUUUUGAAGUAAACUACCCUUUAAAAUUAUCUUUUCCAUCUCAAGAUGCUUUGUGGGCAUCUCAAUUGAAUUAUUUAAAUAUGCUAAAGACAAUGAAUUAUCUGAAUUAAUUUUCGUCAAUAUUGAAUGGUAAAAAAAAUCUUAUUAAUUGUAAUUGAAAUAAUGAAACAAAUACCGUGGACAGUUUUAUUGCAAUGAGUGAUGGCAUUUUUGGGAAAAUGGGGAAAAACAGUGUCUGUGUGUCAGCAAAUGGAGCUUCUCUUUUCAGAAGGUGAAUAAAUUUUGUUAAUUUACUCAUUUUUCAGCAUCAUGAUAUAGCUUUAAAUUAUUUCCAUUCAAACAAGAGAUAAAAACUUUUUCAUCUGUGAUUUUUGUUCCCAAAAUUCUCAAAAAACAUUAUCAAAUUUAUAUUUAGAGAAAAAAAGAAUAUUUUUUCACUGUUUUCGCGAAACAUUUCAUGUCAAUGUGUCUCGUGUUCUUUUUUCGGAAAUGCCAUUUUUCAUUUUCUCUCUAUUUAAAAUAAACUUGUAAAUAAGAGUUACUGCUACACAUGAAAAAUAGGUAGAACAUAAACUCUCCAAUAUAUAAUAAAAAAAUCGUGUAGAUAUAUAAUUAAAUAUAGCUCAUGUAUAAUAGAAUUAUUGCAAAAAAAGGCAAACAUUUCCCAGUGAAUACUUUUUUGAAUAUCAAUUAUCACACAUAAAAACGUCCCUUAAUUGGAUUCCAAGACUAAUUAUAUUAUUAUUUAAAUUUAUUGAAAAUAUUAAUUUGAGUAAAAUUUAUAUAUUAUACGCGAUAUAAUAUAACAAAAGCACCCAUAUGUUUUUAUAAAACAUAUAUUGAAUAACAUUUCGAAUUUCAACAUGGAUACACCAAAAAGUUAUAUAGCUUAAUUAAUAAUUCAAAGGAUAUUUCCACUUUUAAUUAUGUUGUAAAUAAUAUAAUGAAAAGAAAAUAUAGCUGAUAUACUGUUGGGAAUAUAAUUAAUUGAAAAAAAAACUAUAACAAUUUUUUUACGCGAUGAAUCUUUGUCAAAUUACUUAAUUUUAAUUUUUGAUUUUCUGUUUAUAUUUUUUCUAUGAUGGAAAAGAAAACACACAAAAUUUUUUUCUUGACAGUAAAAAGACAAAGAUAUUCUGUAAAUAUUAAUUUUAGAAGGUAUAUAUAAAUCACUGAUUACAAUUGAUUAUUUGAGAAAAAAAAACAGAGAGAAUUAGUGAAACGUAAUAAUUAUUGUAAGUAACUAAUCAAGAGAAUUUUAUGUAGGUAUAUUUGUGAAGAAUUCUAUAAAAAAAAAGAGAGAUAAAAAGUAAAAUGAAUUAAAGUAAAUGAGAAAGAAAAAGAAUAAACAAUAAAAAUCACUGGAUAACAGAUAAA
Molecule: messenger RNA, 3717 nt
Organism: Phlebotomus papatasi
Lineage: Eukaryota; Metazoa; Arthropoda; Insecta; Diptera; Psychodidae
Gene: SoxN
Product: transcription factor SOX-1
Exons: 4
Coding region: 198-2000 (600 amino acids)
Biological process (GO): anatomical structure morphogenesis; regulation of DNA-templated transcription; cell differentiation
Molecular function (GO): DNA-binding transcription factor activity, RNA polymerase II-specific; RNA polymerase II cis-regulatory region sequence-specific DNA binding
Source: RefSeq, a predicted model, not a curated record